AUGACCUUCCAAAUACAGUUUAGCAGCGGCUUAGAAUUGGGGAAUUUUGUGGUGAACUCUGAUCUGGUACACCAGGCAUGGUGUGCGAUUGAGCAACAAAGACAGAUUAAUCCAAAUGCAGAGCCAUCCUUGUACAAUAAAAUCCAACCAGAAAAUCCAAUCGUCAUAGCUUUUGGCACUCCACUUGGCUCUCUUCAGGGACAAGAAGGCUUGGUUUCAUCAAGAGAUUUUACUCACUUUGAAUUUUUGUGCAACAAAAGCAAUCCAGUUUUCUGCAUCAAUGAAGCAGCAAUCAAACUAUUUCAGUCGCAUUAUAGUGACCUCCUCGUUCUGAAAAAUAAGCUGGUAAGCAAUUGCAAGAGCAAAUCCCCUUCAUUAAUAAUCAUCACCGGACAAUCUGUGGGAGGUAUUGUGGCUACACUCUUCACCUUAUGGUUGCUAGAAGACCUCGACUUGUCAAAAAGCAAACGCCCCCUUUGCAUUACUUUCGGUUCUCCCCUUGUUGGUGAUGAACACCUUCAAAAAUGUGUGCUAAAAUUCUCAACUUGGAAGUCUUGCUUCUUGCAUAUAUUCUCCGAUCAAGAUCAUACACCGAAAAUCUUUAUGUCCCAAAACACAACUGGUGCUUAUAAGCCGUUUGGAACAUUCUUAUUAUGCUCGGCUUCGGGUUGUGCUUGCUCUGAGAACCCGGAGUUCAUUUUGGAACAAUUUGUGACAACCAAUUCACACAGUGCUCAAACUCAAGAUCCUAAUUUGGGGUUCCCUUAUGGACAAAUUUUGGAGGAUCUCAAGCGCAAGGCAUUAUGUAAUGUUUUCGAGUCCAUUGGAGGGGAAAGAGAUCCACUUCAAACUAGCAUAAUCACACAACUCCUAGCAAUUGGAGUAGUCCCACAGUCACAGAAACAAAUUAGUGCAGAGAACAACCAUCUGAUUGAAAUGAUGAAAGAACAUGAAACGAGAAUAGCAAUUGAGAUGAAGAAAUUUUUGAUCUUCGACAUGAAAUUGAAUGAAAUGAAAGUGCACAUGGCCUUCUUAGAGCGGUACAAGAAGGAAGGCAGACGCAGGAAAACAGGAUACUACGACACGUACAAAAAUCAGUGGGACCAGACUGACAAGAAAAAUGAAGAGCAUAAGAAGACGCUUUUGAAUUACUGGGAGAACUCUGUCAGUGAAGUAGAGAACAUGCCUCCAAUAGAAAGAGCUCAGUUUCGGAUUCGUUGGCUUUUUGCGGGCACAACCUACAGAAGGAUGGUUGAACCACUUCACAUUGCAGAAUACUACAAGGACGGCGGGCAAAACUACCAAACUGAAGAGGGAAAAAGGCCUAAACAUUUCAUUCUGUUGGAGCAAUGGGUGAAGACAGUACAGGGACCUAAAGAUAUCCCGAGCAGAAGACGGACCGUAGAUUCUAUUUUGAAUAAGGAUUCUUGUUUUUGGGCACAUGUUGAGGAAGCUCUCAUCUCGUGCAAUACGCUGAAGGAUGAAGAAUCAAGUAGUAUAGAGAGAGAAUCUUCGCUGCAAAAAUUGAAAGAAUUUGAGGGAUAUGUGCUGGAUUCCCUCAAGAAUUGUGCAGUAAACCCUGAGAUUUUCUUGGAGCGGAGCAGUUUCAUGCAAUGGUGGAAUAAAUAUCAGGUAAUUAUGGGAAGUUACUAUUCCUCAUCACUCACGAAACUCAUGAAGAAUGGCACUUACCUCCAGUAUAGCGAAGGAAAACUGAAUUUGUAA
Molecule: messenger RNA, 1725 nt
Organism: Rosa rugosa (rugosa rose)
Lineage: Eukaryota; Viridiplantae; Streptophyta; Magnoliopsida; Rosales; Rosaceae
Product: senescence-associated carboxylesterase 101-like
Exons: 4
Coding region: 1-1725 (574 amino acids)
Biological process (GO): defense response; lipid metabolic process
Molecular function (GO): carboxylic ester hydrolase activity
Source: RefSeq, a predicted model, not a curated record